AUGGAGGGGGUCCAGACAUUGGCUGAGCGCCAUGACCGGGUGUUGGACAUGCUGCUGGAGCAAUUCCGCGGGUCAUCUGGGGGGCAGCCUGCCACGGUGGUAACCCCAUCGCCCCUCAGCAUCUCGGCGGUUAGCAGCGCCGCCCCACCGGCCACUCCACCUUCCCGGGAGCCCUGGUUACCUCCUCCGGAACGCUUUAAUGGAGAGCCGAGCACCUGUCAGGCGUUUCUAGCUCAGGCUCUCACCUGGCCUACCGCCAUAUGGGACCAGCAGCCGGCCAUAUGCGCAAGCCUGGAGGGGUUCGUGGUAGAGGUGAGGAAGGUCUUUGAUGCUCCGUUCUCCGGGAGAGAAGCUGCCCGGAAUCUCAUCCAGCUCCGGCAGGACGCCUGCACUGUGGCCGACUACGCGGUGGAUUUCCAUACGUUGGCAGCGGAAGCACUGUUCGACAUGUUCCUGCACAGCGUCUCGGAGGAGGUUAAGGAUGAGCUUGCGACUUGGAAGCUACCCACAGAUUUUGACUCCCUCGUCGCUUUGACCAUCCACAUCGAUGGGCGAUUGCUGGAACGACGGAUGGAGAGGAAAGUCGAUUUCACUCGCACAUCCAGGGAUUCCACCCCGCCUCCGAGUCAUCCCUCACAGAGGAGGGCCGAGGCACUGUUUCCCGAGGGCUGUCGCCAGCAGAACGGCAACACCUGGAUCAGCGCAAGGAGCUGUCGGGUCACCCAUAACACCACUCCCAUCAACCUACAUGUGUCAGGGAAUCACAGUGAGACCAUUCAGUUCCUGCUCAUCAAGUCCCCCCAGAUCCCAUGGUUUUGGGAUUCUCCUGGCUCCAGCGACACAACCCACUCAUCAACUGGUCUACAGGUGCCAUCAUGGGCUGGAGUCCGUUCUGCCACGCCCAUUGCUGAAGUUGGCGCAACCUGCCCGGGACGUCUUCCUGGGUCCUCGGAGGUGGUUCAGGAUCUCUCCGCCAUUCCCGCGGAGUACCAGGCUCUCCGGGAGGUGUUCAGCAAGUCCCGGGCCACUUCCCUUCUGCCGCACUGCCCCUAUGACUGCGGGAUUGACCUUCUCCCUAGCACCAUGCCGCCCCAAGGGAGUCUGUACUCGCUGUCUGGACAUGAAACCAAGGCUAUGGAAGACUACAUUGGGGACUCCCUAGCAACUGGAUUUAUCCGUCCCUCUUCCUCUCCCGCUGGCGCAGGGUUCUUCUUCAUGGAGAAGAAGGACAAGACCCUGCACCCAUGCAUUGACUACCGGGGUCUCAAUGACAUCACUAUAAAGAACUGUUAUCCGCUACCACUCAUUUCCUCGGCCUUCGAGCCACUCCAGGGGGCCACUGUGUUCUCCAAGCUGGAUCUACGUAACGUCUACCACCUGGUGCGGAUACGAGAGGGGGACAAGUGGAAGACCGCCUUCAACGCGGCCAGUGGCCACUACGAAUAUAUGGUCAUGCCCUUUGGCCUCACCAACGCCCCUCCUGUGUUCCAGGCUCUGGUGAAUGAUGUUCUCCACAACAUGCUGAACCGGUUCAUCUUCGUCUAUAUUGAUGACAUCCUCGUCUUCUCCCGCUCCCCCCAAGAACACGUGCUCCAUGUCCGGCAGGUUCUCCUUGCGCCUUCUGGAGAACCAGUAGCGGAAAAGUGCGAGUUCCAUCGCUCCACCAUUCCCUUUCUGGGCUACAUCAUCUCUGCUGGGAGCGCCAAGAUGGAUCCCGAGAAGGUGAAAGCGGUGGUGGAUUGGCCUUAGCCUACGUCCAGGGUACAGCUGCAACGGUUCUGGGGGUUCGCCAACUUUUAUCGGGGUUACAGCACCCUGGCUUCCCCCCUGUCUGCCCUCACCUCUACCAAGGUUCCGUUCAUGUGGUCCACGGCCGUGGACCGGGCAUUCCGGGACCUUAACCUCUCUAGGGUACGUGGGAUGGUAGCGUCCCACCUCUUCAACAGCCAGUGAAACUGCAGGGCACCAAAUUCAAAACAGCAGAAAUCCCAUAAUUAAAAUUCCUCAAACAUACAUGUAUUUUACACCAUUUUAAAGAUACACUUGUUGUAAAUCCAGCCACAGUGUCUGAUUUCAAAAAGGCUUUAUGACGAAAGCAAACCAAACGAUUGUGUUAGGUGAGUGCCUUUUCACAGAA
Molecule: messenger RNA, 2137 nt
Organism: Salvelinus fontinalis (brook trout)
Lineage: Eukaryota; Metazoa; Chordata; Actinopteri; Salmoniformes; Salmonidae
Exons: 4
Coding region: 1-1749 (582 amino acids)
Source: RefSeq, a predicted model, not a curated record